Molecule: messenger RNA, 4646 nt
Organism: Bombus terrestris (buff-tailed bumblebee)
Lineage: Eukaryota; Metazoa; Arthropoda; Insecta; Hymenoptera; Apidae
Gene: Mekk1
Product: mitogen-activated protein kinase kinase kinase 4
Exons: 18
Coding region: 60-4133 (1357 amino acids)
Biological process (GO): MAPK cascade; protein phosphorylation
Molecular function (GO): ATP binding; protein kinase activity
Source: RefSeq, a predicted model, not a curated record
CUACUCAGUGGACGAUUACAACGGUGCUUUGAGUGCGAUGUGUUUGUUAUCUGAGGAGAAUGUUUCGUUAUGAUAUACAAAGUCAUGUUACAGAAAAUUCAUUCUCAGGUUCAUCCGACGAUGAUAAUGGCUAUGUUAGAAAAAAAGGUUCAAGCUGUCCGACAAGUGAAUUCGAUGACUCGUUUCAAGCAAUGUGCGAUAUAUAUGGACAGACACCACCGAGAACUCGACUUAAUCGAAAAAAGCGAUACAUGAGACAGAAACUUAAUGGAGGGGAAACGAAAUCGUUAGAAAAAGACAUACCGUCGAAAGCAGCGAUCCGCAGGCGCAAUACUCUGGACAACAUUAUUUUUAACGAAAUGUGUGAUAAAGCAGAUAAGGAUUGUGAAAACGAGGUAAACCAGGAUAUAGCGAAGGAAGGAAGUCGAAAAUGUAAAAGGACAUUGAAAGUGUUACGUGGAACUGAAAGAGAUUUAAAACUGGAUAUGGAGGCAGCCUAUAAUUAUAACGAGAAAUUUGGUCCUCAUCAAGUAUCUACUCCUAAUCAUAUGAAGAUUGAAACUCGAAAUAGAUUCCGUAGCUUGCGAUCCAAACCUGUUGAUGUAGAAGAGAGAAAGCCUAAAAUUAAACUUACCGAGAAAAUUCCAAUUACUGAUGAUAGGGAACCGAUCGCGCAAUCACCAAAAACGUUGAGUCUUAAAGAACGGGAAUUAUUUCAUGAUACAUUCUCUUUUUUAAUUAAAUUGGGAAGUACGGAACGUAAUUGCCGUCGGCAAAUCAGUCAUGAAGAAACGCGGUGGCAAAACGAAUUGAAAGAUCUAAUAUGGCUAGAACUACAAGCCCACCAUGCUGAUCGGAGUCCAAUGGCUCAAGAUGAGUACUUGUGCAAGCAACGUGAGGCUGUAGAAGGUUUACUUAAAGAAAUAAUGGAGUAUAGAUAUGAUCCUAUUGCGAGUGUAAAGAAUGAUAAUACGCCUUGGAUUAAUAUUAAUACCACGCGUAUUGAUCGAAUAGUGAACGUAGGAUCUAGUCCAAAUAUAGAAUUAGGUAUUUGUCCAGGUUGUCUUUCGAUGUACUGUAGAGCAUGUGCACGAGCACAAGGUGAAGCUUUACAGCAAGUAGAAGGAUUACUGUCUAGGCUAGAGGUAGCAGAAGCACUUUAUCCUUCGUCACAAGCCUUUGCUGCACAUUAUCCUUUAUACAAAAGUACAGAAUUUAUUGGUAGAGUGAAGGCAAUGUGUCUUUGGUAUAAUAUGACUAAGCAUCAUCGACUCAAAUUACAAAUACUGGGAAAAUUAUUAAUGAUGUCGCAUACAAAGAAAAAACACGAUGAUACUGGAGAUUCUGGAAUAAGUUCACGAUCUUCCGAUGUGACCGAUCAUUUAGAGUGGAAGCAAACUUUGGUACGAUUUGAAGUAUCAAACCAACAAGAUGAAAAUUCCAGCCCUUCAGAUAGUAAUAAUAGUAAUAAUUCUUCUGGUUUAUCUUUCGUACAAUCCUGGCCUUCUACUCCUGAAUCGUCAUUUACAUAUGCAGAAGAUGAUAAAAACGAUAGAUUUGACUUUUACCUAGUUGAAUUCGAUCGGCAAGCUUACAGGAAGUAUAUUGAAGAUGUAUUAAAGACUAGAGGUUUAAGAAAAAGUUUAAAUUUUCUUGAGAGAUUACAUACUUCUGUCUUAAGGAAAGCAAGGUUGACGUUAGAAAAAAGUGAUAUAAGUGAAUCUAAUAAUACUUUGAACGAAGAAUAUGAAGGCGAUGAAGAAUUGCGACGAUAUGGCGUGUGGAGUCCCGAAGCAAGAGAAUUAAAUCUUCCAUCUUAUAGGGCUGCUUUCGUGUUUUUGUCUCGAGUUCCGUUAGAUGUUGUUCAUGAGUUUUUAAGAAUGAGAUUAGAACAAAAACCAGAACAACCUAGUCCACUAUCAGUUCGACAACUUAUGCGUGAACUUAGGGAAGGUCUUAGAAUUGCAUGUAUCCAUCGCGACAGAUUUGCAGCUCAUUCUUGUGCAGCAGUUGCCAAUAAUAAUGAUAAUUGCGAAAAUUUAUUUCAAGAAAACGUGAAAGAUUUCGAUGAAAGUUUAAAGGCUGUUUUUGAAGUAUAUCUUGAUUACCUUCAGCAGUGGGUAGAUAUGGUACAGCAUGACAGUUUCCACAAAAAUUUGAUUAUGGAUGAGUGGAUGUUUGUAAAAUCAAUAGCAGGAAAUAUAUUAAAUGGAUACGAGAUUGCGGGAGUUAAAUUCUGUGAAAUCGCAAAAACCAUGAUUGAACAAGUUAAAGAAUACCUUAACGAGAGACCACGAGAGAUUCAGGAAAAUUUUGAGGAUUGGAAUGAUGAUGAUUGGUCAAACAGAUUUCAGCGAAUGUUUGUACGACGUGAAUGGCAAGGAAUGUUUGUAGAAGCUCGGGAGAAGGUGGUUAAAGGUGUUAUGCUUGCUAAGUGUUUGAAACGUGAUAUUGUAAAUUGGUCUAUCUUUGACAAAGAAUUAGAGGAAUCAUUAACAUCUUUAAAGGAUACAGUUAUGGAUCUCAGACUCGAUAUCACAAACGUUAUUGAAAAUUUUCAACGUGAUCUCAAAAAGAUAGAAGAAUCAAAUUAUGAAUAUGAUCGAUCUGCUAUACGUUCAAGAAUAAGGGAAAUACUUCAUCAGGCUUAUCGAAUGGGUUUUGAUUACCAUAAAGAAACAUGUAAACUAUUUGCACUUGAAGAAAAAGCUAUUUUAGCUGAAAGUCUGGUUUCUUUCGCCUUUUUGUGGAUGGAGUUUGUUAGAACACGAUGUGAACGUGGAAGAGGUUUACGACCUAGGUGGGCAAAUCAAGGUUUAGAAUUUUUAAUUACAGUAUGCGAACCACAUAAUACCAAACAUUUAACUGAUGAAGAAUUUGAGGAAUUAAAAACCUGUAUGGAUCGUUGUAUUUCGCACGUUGUUGGAAGUGCAAGUACUGCUACAAAUGAAACAGAAAAUUUAAAAAGGUUACCUCAUUCAAGAGCGUCUUCACCUUGUCAUACUAGAAGCAGAACUGCGAGUUUAAGUCUCCCUCAGAAAUCUAAAGAUAAUGUUAGAUCUCCAGAUAUUCCAAGUUCUAGAAAAUCCUUUUCAUCAAGUGUGGUUGAUGGAAAUGUAGGUAUUACUAUAAAUAGUUCUGAACGUACUAUACCCAGGCAGGAAAGAAUCAAUCGGGCUAUAAGAAAAGUAGAAUGUGAUAUUGACGAGAGAUUAAAAGGCCGCGAACUUAUAGGGCAAGUUACUGAUAGAAAAGCUGUUGAUAGAGUUCGUAUUAAAGCAAGAAGAGUUACCUUUACUUGGCAAAGAGGUAUCAAAAUAGGACAAGGAAGAUUUGGUAAAGUAUAUACCAUAGUCAACAAUCAAACUGGUGAGUUAUUAGCUAUGAAAGAAGUUCAGUUUCAACCUGGGGAUCAUAGAGCAAUUAGACGUGUUGCUGAAGAGCUACAAAUAUUUGAAGGAAUUCAAUACAAACAUUUAGUACGAUACUACGGACUAGAAAUUCAUCGUGAAGAAAUGUUAAUUUUUAUGGAAUUUUGCGCCGAGGGAACGUUGGAAAGUUUAGUAGCGGGCAGUGGAAAUGGUCUACCAGAGUCAUUAGUUAGAAAAUAUACACAUCAACUUCUUUCAGCUGUAGCAGUACUCCAUUCGCAUGGAAUAGUACAUCGCGACAUUAAAUCUGCAAACAUUUUUUUAACGGAUGAGGGAAAUUGUUUGAAACUUGGUGAUUUUGGAAGUGCUGUGCAAAUUAAAGCACAUACUACUAUGCCGGGUGAAUUACAAGGUUUUGUUGGUACUCAAGCUUACAUGGCACCGGAAGUAUUUAUGAAAUCAGAAAGUAGUGGACAUGGUAGAGCUGCUGAUAUUUGGUCAGUUGGUUGCUGCGUUAUAGAAAUGGCGAGUGGACGAAGACCUUGGUCAGAUUAUGAUUCUAAUUAUCAAAUUAUGUUUAAGGUGGGAAUGGGCGAAACUCCAGCAUUGCCCAAAAAUAUUUCCAUUGAAGGAGAUAACCUAAUUAGAAAAUGUUUACAACAUGAUCCAAAGAAAAGGUUGACAGCAAAUGCCUUACUUACACUUCCGUUUACACAAGCAUACGAAGAUGUUAACGCCGACUUAUUGAUACUGCGACAAUAAGCAUAAUAGGGAUAUUGUAUUCGUAUGUAGAUUCUUUCAGUUUGAAAGCAUAAACUAACUUAUAACAUCAUUGUUACCUGCAUCAGGUUAAAUAUAUUGAUAGUUCACAUACUUUUACCAUACCAGUUUCCUGUUUAUUUUACGGUUGUUUUCUCGUAUUUGUAUUCUAAAAAAUGGGAAAAAUUAGGCAUCUAGAUAGUAGGUACAAAUCUGGUUAUGCAAUAUUAAGUCGAAAAUGUUUUAAGAAGAAAAGUUAUUUUCAAACAUAAAGUAUGUAUUUUUAAUACUAUAGCAACAAAAUAUAAUGCCACUGAUGUAUGUAAAUUUUUAACAUUCCUACCUUUGAAGAAGGUACUUACAUUGUGUACAUACAUAUAUGUAUAAUAUUGUUGUAAAUUAUUUUACGAUACAGAAAAUAAAUUGUUUUUUGUAGUUGAACAUUGCACUGUGAUUAAUGAAAACAUUGUAUUGUUAAAAAAAAGGAAAUAAAAGUGAAAGGUGGUGUCACAAUAG